UUAAGCGGGCGGGUGGGGGGGUUUCGGGAGGGGAAGCCUCGCCCGCGGAGAAGCGGGGGCUGGGAGCCACCGAAGAGGCCCGUCGAGGGGAUGUGGCGGUGGAUCCGGCAGCAGCUGGGUUUUGACCCACCACAUCAGAGUGAUAACCGAACUAUUUAUAUAGCCAAUCGUUUUCCUCAGCAUGGUCAUUAUGUUCCUCAGAAGUUUGCAGAAAACAGAAUAAUCUCCUCUAAGUAUACUGUAUGGAAUUUUGUUCCCAAAAAUUUGUUUGAGCAGUUCAGAAGGGUAGCCAACUUUUAUUUUCUUAUUAUAUUUUUGGUUCAGCUUAUGAUAGAUACACCUACAAGUCCAAUAACCAGUGGAUUGCCAUUGUUUUUUGUAAUAACUGUGACUGCCAUAAAGCAGGGCUAUGAAGAUUGGUUACGCCAUAAAGCAGACAAUGAAGUGAAUGGAGCUCCAGUGUAUGUUGUUCGCAGUGGUGGCCUUGUAAAAACAAGAUCAAAGAACAUUCGGGUGGGAGAUAUUGUCAGAGUAGCCAAAGAUGAAACUUUCCCUGUUGAUCUCGUACUUCUGUCAUCUGACAGAGCAGAUGGCUCUUGCUACGUUACUACUGCAAGCUUGGAUGGAGAAACUAAUCUUAAGACGCAUGUUGCAGUCCCCGAAACAGCAGUAUUGCAGUCAGUUGCCAAUCUGGACAAACUUGUAGCUGUUAUAGAAUGUCAGCAACCAGAAGCAGAUCUAUACAGAUUCGUUGGACGAAUAACAAUAAGUCAACAAAUUGAGGAAAUAGUACGACCUCUUGGACCUGAAAGUCUCUUACUUCGUGGAGCAAGAUUGAAAAACACCAAAGAAAUUUUUGGUGUUGCAGUGUAUACAGGAAUGGAGACGAAGAUGGCAUUAAAUUACAAGAGUAAAUCACAGAAACGAUCAGCAGUAGAAAAGUCUAUGAAUUCCUUUUUGAUCAUCUAUCUAAUAAUCCUCCUCUUUGAAGCAAUCUUGAGUACAAUAUUGAAAUAUGCCUGGCAGUCUGAAGAAAAGUGGCAUGAGCCUUGGUACAACCAGCAAACUGAUCAUGAAAGAAACAGCAGCAAGAUUCUGAGAUUUAUUUCAGAUUUCCUUGCUUUCCUGGUCCUUUACAACUUCAUUAUUCCCAUUUCACUGUACGUGACUGUUGAGAUGCAGAAAUUUCUAGGAUCUUUUUUUAUUGGUUGGGAUCUUGACCUCUAUCAUGAAGAAACAAAUGAGAAGGCCCAAGUGAAUACUUCAGACCUCAAUGAAGAGCUGGGACAGGUGGAGUAUGUGUUUACAGAUAAAACUGGUACAUUAACUGAAAAUGUGAUGCAGUUUCGGGAAUGUUCUAUUAAUGGUAUAAAGUACCAAGAGAUCAAUGGCAAACUGGUUCCAGAAGGGCUGAUUGAGGAUUUUCCAGAUGGAAUACAGCCUAGACUGACGGAAGAGGAGGAAAUCUUCCUGAAAGCUGUUUGUCUCUGUCACACGGUGCAGAUUAAUAAUGACCAAACUGACGGCAUUUGUGACAGUCCUUGGCGUAGCAAUGGCAUAUCCUCUCAGCUGGAAUACUAUGCCUCCUCCCCAGAUGAAAAGGCUUUAGUCGAAGCUGCCCGCAGGGUUGGUGUUGUGUUUACUGGAGCAAGCGCAGAAAGUAUGGAGCUUAAAAGCUGUGGAAAGCCAGAAAGGUACAAAUUACUACAUGUUUUGGAGUUUGAUGCAAAUCGCAGAAGAAUGAGCGUAAUUGUAGAAAGCCCAUCAGGUGAGAAGCUCUUAUUCACCAAAGGUGCAGAAUCCGUUAUUCUUCCUCGCAGUACAAGUGGAGAGGUAGAAAAAACCAGAAUUCAUGUGGAUGAAUUUGCUUUGAAAGGAUUAAGAACUCUGUGUGUAGCUUACAGAAAAUUCACCGCUAAGGAGUAUCAGGAAGUCGAAAAACGCCUUUUUGAGGCAAAAACCGCUUUACAACAGCGGGAAGAGCGAUUGUCGGAGGUGUAUAACUUUAUAGAAAAUGACCUGGUACUACUUGGAGCUACAGGAGUGGAAGACAAACUCCAAGACAAAGUCCAGGAAACCAUAGAAGCGCUCCGACUGGCAGGUAUUAAAGUGUGGGUGCUCACUGGCGACAAGCACGAAACCGCUGUCAGUGUCAGUUUAUCUUGCGGACACUUCCAUAGAACCAUGAACAUCCUGGAACUUGUGCAACACAAAUCAGACAGUACAUGUGCAGAGCAGCUGAGGCAGCUAGCCAGAAGAAUAGAGGAGGACCAUGUAAUCCAGCAUGGGCUGGUGGUGGACGGGACCAGCCUCUCCCUCGCACUCAGGCAGCAUGAGAAGCUCUUCAUGGAAGUCUGCAGAAAUUGCUCUGCCGUCCUGUGCUGUCGCAUGGCACCUCUGCAGAAAGCAAAGGUUGUGCGGCUGUUGAAAACCUCUCCAGAGAAGCCUAUCACGUUAGCUAUAGGAGAUGGAGCUAAUGAUGUGAGCAUGAUACAGGAAGCUCAUGUUGGGAUAGGUAUUAUGGGUAAAGAAGGAAGACAAGCUGUAAGAAACAGUGACUAUGCAAUUGCAAGAUUUAAAUUUCUUUCCAAAUUACUUUUGGUCCACGGCCACCUUUAUUAUAUUAGAAUAGCAACCCUUGUACAGUACUUUUUUUACAAGAAUGUGUGCUUUAUUACACCACAGUUUUUAUAUCAAUUCUUUUGCUUGUUUUCACAACAAACUCUGUACGACAGUGUGUACCUGACUUUGUACAACAUUUGUUUCACCUCCCUGCCAGUCCUCAUGUACAGUCUUUUUGAACAGCACGUGCAUCCCCAUGUAUUACACAGCAAGCCAACGCUGUAUCGAGACAUCAGUAAAAAUGCCCACUUGGGCUUUAAGCCUUUCCUUUACUGGACCUUCCUGGGAUUCGUUCAUGCUUUUGUUUUCUUCUUUGGCUCAUAUAUUCUGAUGGGAGAAGACACUUCAUUGCUGGGAAAUGGCCAGAUGUUUGGAAACUGGACAUUUGGUACUCUGGUUUUCACGGUUAUGGUUAUAACAGUGACAAUGAAGAUGGCUUUAGAGACUCAUUUCUGGACCUGGAUAAACCAUUUUGUUACCUGGGGUUCCAUUGUCUUUUACUUUGUAUUCUCCUUGUUCUAUGGGGGAAUUAUCUGGCCAUUUUUGCACACCCAAGACAUGUACUUCGUAUUUGUCCAGUUGCUCUCCAGUGGCUCUGCUUGGUUUGCCAUAAUCAUCAUAGUUGUCACUUGUUUGUUUUUCGAUAUUGUGAAAAAAGUACUGUACAGACACCUGCAGCCCACAAGUACAGAAAAAGCCCAGCUUACUGAGACAAGUGCAGGUAUCAACUGCUUGGACUCCAUGUGCUGCUUCUCAGAUGGAGAAACAGCAUGUGCGCCUCUUAGAAGAAUGCUGGAGCGAGUGAUGGGGAGCUGCAGCCCGACGCGAAUCAACAGAUCAUGGAGCUCUACGGAACCCUUCUAUACCAACGACCGAAGCAUCUUGACGUUGUCCACAAUGGACUCAAUCAUAUGUUGAGACUUUUCUCAGUGUCUUUUGGAAAUCCAUAAGCUUGCUAGCUUACAAACAGAUUCAGUAGCGUACCACUGGUUUAGCAAAUCUGCUACCCACCCCUCACCCCCAAUUUUUUAUUUUAAAGAAAAGUCUUUUUGUCCUGGGGUGUCUCUUAUUUCCCCCCAAAUUGUUGCAGAAGAUUUAAGGAGAUUUUCCUCUGGGUUCCAUGCCAAACAGCCUGGGUGGAAUAGUUUGUAUUUCAUUUGAAUGUCGCUGGAAAGCAGUUAUGGGUUGUCCUACUAUAAGAAUAUUGAUUUUGAAGGUUCCAGAUUAUCAUUUGCAACGAACCAUGUUGAAAAUGCCAUUUAAUGGAGCUGAAACCUAUUGGCAUUCUUCAGAUGGAUACUCUUGGUUUUCCAUGAGCGAGUCAAUCAACAACAAUAUGUUGGAAUCAUUUUAAAAGGAAAGACGUGGUUUGAUUUGCUGUCCAGAGAUCCAUACUCUUAAGAAGAUAAUCAAGAUAGGACGUUGCUAGCACUAUUAAUGUGGUAGCUCCAACAUCUCCACAAAUUGAGAACUCAAUAUUUGUCAUACCCUUGUUAGACUACCUGGAAGUUUUGAACAUGGAAAAUCACAGCAAAGUGUUGUUGAAUGAAUAAUUGUUUUGUUCCCCAGGCAUGCAUGAUCAGGGGGCUGCUUUUUUGUACACAUUCCCCCCCUCCAUAUAUUUAUUUUGUAAUAUUAUCCUCUUAAUAGGAGAGCACUUUUAAGCAGUUAAUUAUUCUCCCGGUUUUUGCAGGGACUGCAGACUUAGUGGCAGCCCUUUUAUGAAUCCCGUAUCACCCCUGUGCAGGAGUUCACAUUUCAAAAUGCCACCCCUGUGCAAAUUGCUCGCAUGUCCACUGCAGUUUCCUUUUUGAGCCAAACAGGUCAUAAGCGACACUGAGAAGAGCAUCAUCUUCCUGGUGGUGGAAAAAAAACAAUGCGUAAAAUGAGGCCAUUGUGUUUCGUUUCUGUAUCGGGGCUCAACUGCAUUGAGUGCGAUGAGCUCAUGACACCCUUCAUCUUUGGCCAGGCACCAGUGGGGUUGCUGCUCUCACCAGCCACGUGCCCCUAUAAAUGUACACUUUGGAAGUGUCAUUGCUUUUCCCACCAGGCUGCUUUUGAGGCGGCCUUAACUAGCUGCGUCGGUGGCUGCUUCCAAAAAUGCAGCAAGCCUCAAAGAACCCCGUUCCGUGUUUGGAUCUCAUUGCGUUGACCUCUGGGUUGGGUCCUCUGCUUGCAGACGCUGUCAUUUCUAGGAAUGCCUGCAAGUGUUUUUUGCCACAAGUUCAUUUUUUCCUUAGAGAGGAGGGGUAUUCAAUAUACGCCAGCAGCACUCUGGCACAGCUCCUGUGCAUUUCAGUUUAGAGGCGCAAAGGAAGGAAGGCGUUCCCGGUGGAUGACACCCCUUGUGAUCAGAUAGCUGCUGUUUGCAUAAGUGAUUUUGUCUCCAUGUUUUCUCCUUAUUCAGUCCAUUUUGUCAGUGACAUAAACCACUAAUUCAUACAUGCUGUUGCCCUCCUGGUUUUUCAUUUCAUCUCCUCAUUUCAUCUUUUCAGGCAAAAGGUUAGAAAAGACAUCAGGCUUGACAAAUAAUCAAGCUCCAAGCAUUUAUUGAAGUGUAUAACUUAAGUUACUUUUUUAAAAAAAGAGUGUUUGAAGAGUUAGAUUUUUAAAUACUUUUGUCCACAGUUGCGCAAUUUGAAGAGUGAUUGACUUCAUUUUUUUCAAAACUUCCCAUUUCUCCCUCCUCUCUCUCUCCUCCCCUCCUCAGUGUAUGUAAGGGCGCAGAAGAAGCAUGUAUUUAAACAAAUUCAGGAAAAGUAUAAGAGUCCAUCUGUCCAAGCCCAGGUAUAAUUUUCUAUCUGAGGGGGGAAAGCAAACUCAGAGAAGAUUUAUUUCAUUGUACCAUUUGUUUUGUGCAUGAUAAACAGGACUUGGGGCAAAUGGAAGCAGAGCUAAUAUAUUUUGUAUUGGACCACAGAUGCUUUUAUAAUUUUAUCUUUUUUUAAAAAAAGAAUAAUGUUUGUGCAUUUUGGUUUCUUGGUCUGAUUAGUUCUAGGUUCAGCCAUAGGCCGAACAAAAUGAAUCCAGUGUGAAAUUCAUGAAUUAUAACAUAUUUGUACCUGUUAAGACCAGCCAGGAAAAGUAGAGUGGGCCCAUUUUCCUGCUUUACUGAUUUUAGGUAAGGGUUAAGUUCUGUUAAGUCUCUCUAGUUCACGGAAUACACACAAGGAAACCUAGUGUCAAAUUAGCGUUGCGUAUUGCCGAUCCCCUGGAAGAAUCUGAACUGAAAAAUCCCAGUUCAGCAGUCAAAUGUUCAUCCAAGAUUCCCAGUCCAAAACCCUGCGAAGAGGCAUGACGUGCGGACAGGGCCGUCUUCAUUCAUAUCACCGUGGAAGCCUUCACCACGGUAGGAACUCUGCAGAAACGUUGGCCAUGGAGAACUGUAUCAAACCCUUGACUUUGCUCCUUAGGAUUGCUAGAUGGGGCUUCUAGAGGUACUCAAGUGACUCAGAAAGCCAUCUCUCUUACAGAGUGUGACAUCAUGCAUAUAGCCUCAUGCUGUCUGGCACAGUCCUGCCCAGAACAAGCCAACAUGGAUUGUCCUCCACCUUCCGGGCAGCUCUGUGCGUUGCUUCAAGUUGGCCAGGUCCGUUCUUUCUUCCAACCCCAGUCUGCGCAUGGCCAGGUUUGUGGCAUCCCCAUUCAUAGUGGGGUAUGCCUUUUCUAAAUGCCACACCUUGAUUGUGGAGCAUGUUCCCUGCUCUCCACAUUGGUGUUGGUGUGGGAGUGGUUCUGGGAAGGGUUUUCCGCCUGUCUCUUUGCGACGUGCAUCUGUUGUAUUUUGGCCUUGCUGACAAGCUUUCUGCUGCUGCCCCAAAUGUUACCCUCAACAGAAAAUACUGGGAUGUAUCUGGCUCAAAAGGGACAGAAGAAGAGAAUCCUCCUCUCACAGUAACCUUUGACAAUUGGGCCUUGUUUAUCAUGAGAACAGGCGUAAGGAACGUCCGGCUCCCUCGAGCCCUAUACAAAAUGGCCAGUGGUCUGGAAUGAUGGUGGUUGUAGUCCACUAACAUGGGGCAGGCCAUGAGUUCUUAACCCAUGGCUUGGAGAGUACAAUGUGGAGAGGAGACUGAUUUUCCCAUGGAAAUCAGAAGGUGUUUAGGCCCCCUUGUUUAGAACUAGUUCGGACUUUACAGAUUUUUCCACAAAAGGGGACUUGGCCAUCCUUCAGCUGCUGGGAGAAAGAAACUCCUAAUGACAACAGACAAGAAAUAAGCUUGGGACUCAGGGACUCAGUGGGUCAGGCAUCUCCUACAUGCAGCUCUAGUUGCAAUACUUUGGGGGUAUCUGCAGAGCCCCACGGAUACUACUUAUUUCCAAAUACUGUGGAGUUUUGUCUGCUUAAAACAUGCUAUGCAUAUUUAAGGAUGUUUGGAGGUUUGCGGGAGGGGGCAGCGUAUCAAAAACACUCCCUGCAAAGUCCCGUUGCCUUCAGUGGGCCUACACAGCCUCUGCCCAUGUAAAGUUUCACCAGUAUCGCCCUGUGUGAAGCUGCAUUAUGUAGUGCUAAACAUUGCUCAGCCAUUGAAAGAAGGUCGUCUGAAACAUCAUUUUGACCUGCUCCCCCCCCCCCCCAAGUUUUUAAGGCUGAAUAGAAUCUCUCUUUAAAAUUUAAUAUUCCAAAUCUGAUUGCUUUGUGAGCUUCACUUUCCAAGUGUAUCUAACAUGCAAUCAGUAGAACAUUUGUAUAUCGAAAUCUCUAUAUAUAUUAUGCAGGAGUGACUUAAAUGCCUAAUAGGAAAAGCUGGGGGAAAGCACCCAGGAGCUGGAGUUCAGGUAGCUCAAGUGUAGAGACCUUGUUUUGAACGCAGAAGGUUCCAAGUUUAGGCCCUGGGGUCAACUGGCUUUGAAACACUUUGGACUGAACCCCGAAGAGCUGCCAACCAGUGUAGACUACCGAGCUAGAUGGACUAGGGAGUUGAUGCAUAGUGGCUUCCUGUAACACAUACCCAUUGUCAUAAGGAUGCUGCGGAAACCUGCUGUGGCUCUGCUCCCUAAAAUCCCGGGGAUUGCAAUUGGGUGCAGGUACUACACAUACGCCAACACUUACAGAGCUUCCAGGGUUCCCCAGGGAUAAGGAAUGCAAACCCAAACUUCUGCAGUGUAGACUGGCUUGAGAGAGAAGGAGGGUCGUUUGUGUUAAACCCGGGCCCCACAGUGAGAAAUGUGACUAACGCUGGACCGUGGAAAUGUUGAAGGACUGACUACAAGUAGAGCCUGUGUGCUUAUUAUGGAGCAAUGCCAACAAUAAUUUGGUGGCGGACACAACUAUGGCCAUCUUUAUCCUUUUUGCCAUGUGUCAUGUAAAUGCGUUGAACCUCUGUAACAGCUGAUGGACAGUAGAAUGUUAAGUGACUGAGAAGGGCCCAGAGACAUAUUAGGAAGUAUGCAGACUGUGCUUUCCUUCACUUGGUGUCCUCUUGUUGAAGUACCACCUGCAGUGGCCGGAGGCCACCAAGUUGGAGCAAAAUCACUGCAAAGGGAUGGUUGAUCAUGCUCAAACCUCCUGUCUCUGAGCUCCACUCUGCAUGGUGGACUUUUGUAGCAGAGUGAACUUGGAUAGGAUUGUGCUGUAAUUCGGCCUCACUAAAAUCAAUGGGGGGUGGGUAAAACACAGCUCAUAAUCUCUGCCUUGGGGCAGAAUUUAGGUUUCAAUGAGAUCCCGUGCGACAGAUAGUGCUUGUUGUGUGUGUACUCACCAUUUUCAACAAGAAUUGCCAUUUCAGAGAAAGCCUAUUUUGUUACUUAGCUGCAGGAUUAAAUAUUUACUGACUUGUUUUUUUUUAAAGAAGCUGGGAAAUACUUUAUUUUUAAAACAGAGGGUGGUUUCAGGUAUGAAACAUUAUUCUUACUAUGCCAAAGACUGCGCUUCAUCAAACAUGCUUGAUUCGAGGUCCUGCAAAUUGGUCCUCCUUCAUGAAGACACAGCAAGCCCUCUUGAUUCUCAGUUGUGGACAAGCCUGGUGGGGUGCACUGCUCUCAGGGUUUGAAAAGGCCCCUGCAUGGUGCCGUUGGAAGGAGCACCGAAUGCAGCCCCACCUUAGCUGUUUGAAACUGUGCAAGAGGGACAUUAAAGCAGCAUUGCCUGUUGGGAACCAUAGCAAUAAUAGGUACCAAGUAAUCUUGACCCUGGGCACUGUGGCCACCUCUACCAUCGUUUUUAGAUCCUCUGUGGAAACAGAGUUUAAUAUAGCGUGCUGACCGUACUGCUAUGUCAAUAGGUUGUUCUACAAAAGUUUAUGGAAAUUAUAUUUAUUGAAUAAAUCUUUUGACUUUUA
Podarcis muralis (Common wall lizard) is the source of this 8903-nucleotide messenger RNA. It is a transcript of the gene ATP11B, whose product is annotated as ATPase phospholipid transporting 11B (putative). Gene Ontology annotation, molecular function: ATP hydrolysis activity; ATP binding; ATPase-coupled intramembrane lipid carrier activity. NCBI's taxonomy places the organism in Eukaryota, Metazoa, Chordata, Lepidosauria, Squamata, Lacertidae. Gene Ontology annotation, biological process: phospholipid translocation. The record is from RefSeq and is a predicted model, not a curated record. Gene Ontology annotation, cellular component: recycling endosome; plasma membrane; endoplasmic reticulum.